AUGCGCUUCUUCAUAUUUCUGGCCCUGGUCGUGGUUUCAACCAUAAACAACGCCGACCAAAAUCUUCCUGUUAUCAGCACCACCGAAACGGUGGAUUUUGACUCAAUGAACAACGACGUUCGGCGUCUCAGGAAACGGCAGAAACUGGACGAUGAAGAGAGGGACGCUGCUGCGUAUUUGUUGGAUAGCGAUGAUGAAUCCACAACUUCGAAGAAGCGCAAAGACGGAAAGGCAUCACAGUUUAUUCAUCAGAUGGACGAAAAACCACUAUCUCCUAAAGCGAAAAUGUGGAUGAGUGCUCUCACGCUUCUGUUUGGUAUUGGUAUUACGGCUGGUGCUGCUUUCGGUAUUACCAAGCUAAUGAAUUGAAUAAAUGAAAACUACCAACAACA
Molecule: messenger RNA, 392 nt
Organism: Phytophthora nicotianae INRA-310
Lineage: Eukaryota; Oomycota; Peronosporomycetes; Peronosporales; Peronosporaceae
Exons: 1
Coding region: 1-369 (122 amino acids)
Source: RefSeq, a predicted model, not a curated record